UCACGCUCUCAAUUGUGUACAUGGAUGGAACACGACUGUGACGAAGGAUUGGAUCUGUUGAGCAUCCACCCACAUCAAGAUAUAGUCUCGAAUGUAGUCAUUGAGGAAGCAGGUUCCUCAAGUUUGGUUAGAGCUGGAAAUCUGCGAGAAGAUAAUCACAGAUUGAAGGCACGCAGGAGCUCCGAAUUCUCCAGGUUGUGGACAACCAAAGAGAAUUUAUAUUCAGAUUCAGAUGAACUGACCACGAGCGGUGCGAUCGAUCGUUUAUAUCCAAAAUCCUGCUCAUCCUCAAGACGGUCUGUUACGGAUGGAAUGUGUUACUCGAGGAUCGUGCGAACGGACAACUUCAUCCCGGGGAAAGAUAUCUUUGAGGACUGGGCUCGUAGCAUAAACGUCUCCGAGGACGGCACACUCUACGUCAUAGCUUACAAGUCCACGAGACAAAUUAUAAACGUAUCAGUGUACACGAGCAACGAAAAUUUUGCAACUUUUGCGUACUUGGACUAUCCGCAAAGCACGUAUGAGCUCAUUCUCGGCGUGGAGGAAGCUGGCUGCAACGACAUGCUAUUCAUUGGAGCUAGACCAGCCGGUGCAGAUUUCUUUGAAGGAGCCACCUCCAUCAUUGCAUGGCGAGACAAGAAGUUCCUGUGUGUGAUAGUCAGUCCAACACCCAACGCCAUGCGCUACUACACCAAUAUAUCGGAGGCUUCCUCUGGGUUUUUAUAUUUCGGCUGCAGCGAUGGUACAAUUGAAGUCUGGAAACCUCACCAUACUCCCAACCAGGGAUACGUUUUCGUCUCCCACUUGAAUGGCCACCGUGCUCCAGUUCACAAGCUCGUGGUUGAUAAGUUCGACACAUUGUACAGCGUUGAUGUCGGGGACGAAAGCCACAUCCGAGUGUGGCGAAACUUUGUGCACGUAGCCACUGUGAACUUGGGUUGCGAGAGCGUACAAACGAUUGCUUGUACCUCAGAAGGGAGAUUAUAUGUGUCAACUAAGAGUGGAGAAAUCAUGUGGCGUGGCAUGGUCGACCUUUUGCCUGAUGCCAACCAAGUACCGGGACCUUCAAAAGCUUCACACGGCACUGCCACUAACACUGGUGGUGAAGAUGCAUUGCGAGGGACGAGCUUGCAUCUGAAACAAAUCAGUUCCCCAAUGAGCUCUUGCUGUAAGUUCAGUUUCGAAGCUCGUGUUGCAACCGCAGCUGUGGUGCAUGAGAUGGCCAAGAAUUCGGGUGUAGAUGGGGGUGGUAAUGGUCCCGUGAUGCUUGGUUCUGAGAUCCUGCGGCCAUUGUACCGGCCCGAGGGGUAUAUCAUCACCAACACAUGUGGGUGCACCAUAUUGCCUGGAUCGGAGGUGAUGAUUAUGGUGACAACGGAGGAGACGUUCUCCAUCCAGGCAUGGUAUGGAAAUGUGUGCAUUGCGAAGCUCAACACUGGUCUCAAGUUUAAUCAGUUCCAAACCCUGGAUUGCGCUAAAGAUGGUACGCUUUAUGGCUUAGUGAAUGAUAACAUUUACAUUUGGAAGCUGGUUUGAUAAUGUACUGGAGCAGUUGGUUACUGAGUACCCAUGACAAUUUUAUUUGACUGUAAAGUGAAUAAAGCUACUCCAUGAGGAUGGUACCUUGGAAUA
Molecule: messenger RNA, 1632 nt
Organism: Physcomitrium patens
Lineage: Eukaryota; Viridiplantae; Streptophyta; Bryopsida; Funariales; Funariaceae
Molecular function (GO): protein binding
Source: RefSeq, a predicted model, not a curated record